Messenger RNA from Mustela erminea (ermine), 1031 nucleotides. It is a transcript of the gene CSDC2, whose product is annotated as cold shock domain containing C2. Gene Ontology annotation, molecular function: mRNA 3'-UTR binding. NCBI's taxonomy places the organism in Eukaryota, Metazoa, Chordata, Mammalia, Carnivora, Mustelidae. The transcript has 4 exons. Gene Ontology annotation, biological process: regulation of mRNA stability. Gene Ontology annotation, cellular component: cytoplasm. The record is from RefSeq and is a predicted model, not a curated record. The coding region runs from base 268 to 729 and encodes 153 amino acids.
GUGAGUGAGGGGCUCGAGGUGCCGCAUGCUCACACACACACACACACACACACUCGUCGUACACACAACCCAUCUCAGACCCGGCCCCUGAGUGCUGAAGGCGGCUGCGGGAGGCGGUGGCUGGACCUCGGCUGCCCCGGAGAGACGGAGCCCGUGGCUGGUGCGGCUGCCGAGCAGGGCCAGGCCGGGCCCUGCCCGCAAGGACGCCCAAGUUCUUCACCGGCCCCUGUGCCCGGGAGCCCACCAGGCUCUCUCGCGGGACCCGCCAUGACUUCAGAACCCACGUCGCCCCCGGUAGUGCCCCCACUGCACUCCCCCAAGUCUCCUGUCUGGCCCACCUUCCCCUUCCACCGGGAGGGCAGCCGGGUCUGGGAGCGGGGCGGCGUCUCGUCCCGGGACCUGCCCAGUCCUCUGCCCACCAAACGGACCAGGACGUAUUCAGCGACAGCCCGGGCCUCGGCUGGCCCCGUGUUCAAAGGCGUCUGUAAGCAGUUCUCACGCUCACAGGGCCACGGCUUCAUCACCCCCGAGAAUGGAUCCGAGGACAUCUUUGUGCAUGUAUCUGACAUCGAGGGGGAGUACGUGCCCGUGGAAGGCGACGAGGUGACCUACAAGAUGUGCCCCAUCCCACCCAAGAACCAGAAGUUCCAGGCCGUGGAGGUGGUGCUCACCCAGUUGGCCCCACAUACUCCCCACGAGACGUGGUCCGGCCAGGUCGUGGGCUCCUAGGCUGGGGGGCUUGCGUGUCAGCCGCCGGUGGGUGGGGAGCCACACAGGGUAGAUGGGCAGCUGGGGGCUCCAGGCCCCGCUGCACUGGCUGGCCCGGUCCCCUGGGCGGCCUCAGCAUACACGUCUGUCUGUCUGUGCUUGUGGCCGUGAGCACGUGCCUCCAUCCGCCCCCCCGUGACCCGUGACUGUUGCGUGAGCUGGACCAAGGGGAGGCCCCCAGCCCCGCCUGUUUGUCCGCUGUCUCCUUCCCCUCCCUGCCACUUCCGCACAGGACCCUCUCGCCCUCCUGUCCACCGAGCCCG